Molecule: messenger RNA, 4267 nt
Organism: Phytophthora nicotianae INRA-310
Lineage: Eukaryota; Oomycota; Peronosporomycetes; Peronosporales; Peronosporaceae
Exons: 2
Coding region: 89-1681 (530 amino acids)
Biological process (GO): regulation of cell cycle
Source: RefSeq, a predicted model, not a curated record
GCCGAAUCACCAAAUCCUCCUCCAUCCGAUUCAUUUUUGGGAUCAGUUUUGGGAGUUUUGGGAUUUCAAACAAACUCCGAUCCUGAAAAUGCUCGCCGCCGACGAUGCGCGGCCGUCGCGUCCGCCGUUGCUGCUUCCGUCCCCGUCGGCCAGCGUGGCUCCCAGCGAGCGUAGUCGCCAUUCGCGCAAAGUAACGCGCGAUAUUGCAGCAUUAGAUUUCCUGCAAAACAUCCCCAUGCACUCCGAGACCGUCGCCGCUGCCGCUGCUGAGCCGCCGGCCCCGUCGGAAGUGAACGCGGAGACGUCUACGGCAGACGGUGUCAGCUCCGCUGCACACACUACAGGGACAGGAGCAGUUGGAGGGCCCGAACCGGAGCCGCUGGCCGGACGAAGACUCCCGGGGAUGGAAGCCACGAUCGUCCAUGUGCCGCCACUAUUCCGCCACCGGUUCACAACCAAAUUCCCGGCGGCGUCGGCCGUCGUACGACGCUGGGAGGGCGUCACAGCUCAACAAGGACUACUAGACUCCCGGCUGUUUUUCUCCAGAGGCUGCGGGUAUCCGUUGGCCACGUCCACCAUCAUUAAUUAUAAUGGCAACGAGACGACAGCCAGAAGGAGGCGCUUUGCGUCGAUCAGUGGCCUGGCACUCGAGCGACCAUCGCCGACUCACUACGACUGGCGAGGGACGUCCUACUUCCGCUUACUUCACGCCACCUGGUCGGCCUGCGACCCGGAUCGAGAUCGGGAAGACGCGCACCCGGAGCGAGUUCCAUUCUCUGCCAACUUCCUGGACGAUCCGGAGUUCCGACAGGGUCGUCAUCGACACGUAGUGCGAGGCGACAAAAGUCUCGGCCCCAUUGUGUCCAGCAUUUUGCUGUUCGUGAAACCCCACGACCUCAAGGACGAAUUGAACCAGAAAUUCCAAGAGAAACACGCCUGGUGGCUGCAGGAUCCGUCGCUGUCGUUGAGUAAACUCCGACAUCUCAAGCGAGAGGCACUGAUGUGUAGCCAGCGUCUGAACCUCGAGGUCGCGACCGUGGCUCUUGCCUGUGUGCUCUUCGAGAAGCUCGUACUGCAGCACUACGUCACCAAAGCCAAUCGCAAGCUCUACAUGGCUGUGUGCUUCCUCUUGGCUGUCAAGUUCAACGAACCCUGCGCAUCCGACGAGCGAAAACGUGUCAUCCGGCUGCUUCUGGAAGAUAUCGACCGAGCGCACGCGUUACCAUCGCGUGACGUUCUCACAGCAGAGUUCACAGUCUACGCGCAACUUUCCUUCAAUCUUCACGUCCCGAUCGCUGAGGUUCAUCCGCAUUUUGUUCGACUACUAAAACUCAUUGAGAGUAACCCACGCAAAUAUCUGGACGACGACAUCUUCACGUCUUACUCGGCGUUGUUGGCGAUGGAGGAACAGGCGGAGAACCUUGGUAUGGUGUUAUCGGAUCCGUUAGAUGGCUUUGAUGAGACCACAGACGGCGAGGCGAGACUGAGUGACGAAGAAGACGACGCUAGUGAAAAAGACGGCGAACAAAGAGGAAGGAAGCGGAAAAACUCUGGAGAACGAGGCAAAGGCAGCUCUGGGGAUCCAUCCAUGUUUCCUUGGCACAAUGUAUCAUUCACACAAUGGUGGAGAAAGCGACGCAGUCCACGAGAGCGGCAUGAAUCAGCAUCUACUGCCAUUUGAGACUGGAAUCAUCUAUUACGUUUAUGCUAUUGUGUCCCAAUUACUCGAAGCCAAGUAGAAUGUUUUCCGUGCCUUCUCCAUAGACUCGCACACGCUCGAAGAGGACGUCAAUGAUCUCUGCACGGACAUUUGGAGGGAUUGUUGAUGCCAUUUCAGGGUCCAGAGGUAAAACAAUUCCUAGGCGAAUCGCCUUCCUGCUAUCCUGGAGGAACGUCUGCAUCUCGGUCCAAGUAACAUACACAGUCUGCUGCUGUUGCUCCGUGUCGCUGUUGAACACUUCGACUCGGAAGAGCUGCUGUCUAGGGACAAGGAAGAUGGAAAUGAAGAAGGAAACGUAAUGGAUCGACCGAACUCCCUGGUACCACAGCUCCUGAUUGUGCAGGGAGGAACCUGGUGCCGUUGCAGGAGCCUGGAUAACUGAUUCAAUCACUGUUUCGUGCGUAGCUCGGACGUCUUGUUCAAGUUCUCCAGAGGUCUCGGCAAUUGCCUCAUCACGAGCUCUCCAUUCGUUGAUUCGACGAGCGGCAGUCGAGUGUCGCUGUCCUGUUUCUCGCUCGAGAUCAUUCACAAAGCGUUCUUUGUGAGCGUUUCCUCCUCCUCUGGGUCGUUCUGGUCGCAUGGGCAUCGGGGCACUGGGUAUCGUUGCAGUUUUCAAGACGCGAGGCGUUUGAGGCGACACGAGUGUGGAACGUGGGGAGGGAGUGUACAACUUGCUUGAUGGCGGUCGGAAUUGGGGAAGCACACUCUGCUGCUGGAUCUGCUGCUCCAGCUUCUCAAGUUUUAGUCUCAAAGUCUUGCGUUCUUCUUGAAGACUCUCCACAGUGGCGGCCUGUGCAAUCUCCACUUCUUUGCGUUCCUCAAGCAGCUUCCGGUAGUAUUCCUCAUUCAGCCGGAACUUACACGCCAUAUUUUCUCGGGCUUCUCGUUCACGCGUGGCUUCCAACUCGAGCGCCAACAGUUUCUCUUGAUCGGGAGUGAAGCCUCCGUUGACCGCUGCAGUCUUCAGUUUGUCAUACACUCGUGUAAGCGCCUUCUCCACUUGCUCCUGUCGAGUGAGCAACUGAAUCUCAGCGAAACUCAUGAACUCCCGAUGGAAACAGAGUGCCAGAUCGAUGGCGCAUUCCUUGUCGGCUGUGGCUCGUGUGACUGCAUCGGCCAUCCAUUUGGCAUACGGCGCGUUAGUGAAAGGAGGUGGAGCGUGGUCAUCGUCCAUCGUGAUCUGCUCUAACGACUGCACCAAGAACUCUUUCAACGCCUUCAGCUCCUUGACACAAGCUAAUACUGACUGAGUGACGUCUGUCGAUACUUCGAACCUGUUCCCUGGUGCGCUGAGGAUGUCGGUCGACAACCGAAUGGCCUUGUAAACGAUAUUGAUCGCUGUCGUAUCUCGCUUCGCAAAUUUCUCGAGCAAUUGCGCUCUGGUCUGUGCAGCUGUAAUCGAUGGAGAAGCAGACGAAUCCGACGUAUUUGUCGUCUGUUUACGAACUUCAUUCUCGGCAUGCGCAUACGUUGCGAACUCUAGUUGUUGAGCCUGUUUGUGGAGUUCAUCGGCUAAUCGUUUUUCGUGCAGCUUGGUCACUUCUUCCAGCGCUUCUGCGUGGGUAGCUGUUGCCAGUGCAAGCGCAUCGUCACGAGCUUUCGAGAUCUCUUUCAAGACACGAGCAUAAUCUUCUGCAGUCUGAUUCAUAACAUCUUCGUGGUAUCGGAUUAAACUUCGCCGCUUCUCCUCUUCUUCUAGCAACAUGUGAUCCCAUUCUUGUUGGGAAGCAUAGGCGGAUUCCUGCCACCACAUCGAGGACGCUUCCAACCGCUCAAUUCUCGCUGUUAGGGAGGCAAUUUUACACUCGUCAUCCGUGAUUUGCUGAUAUAAUUGCUGCUCCAUGUUUUCUUUCAUCUGCUGAGUCGAUUCGCGAACUUGUGAUUCAUUUUGCAAGAACUUUUGAUAGAUCAUCAGUCUGAACGACGAAGCGAAUGGAGUGGUGAGGUUUGCAGUGUCAUCAGUCAAUUCACCACUGCAGUGAAGUUGGUUUUCAGCUAGAAAUCGCAGUUCUUCCUUCAGUUCGGUACUCAGAUCAGCGAGCUGUUUCCGUGCUUUGAUGUAUUCCUCAUAUAUCUCCAUGGGAUUCUCAAAGCUGGGUACUCCAUGGGAAGCAAGAAACGCUUUCUCGCUCUCGAGUGCCACCUCACGCUCCAUUUUUUCUUCUAUCAGAGUGUUUUGCCCUGCGAGAAGUGUCUGGUAGACAGCAAGCCGCGAUUUAUGAGGCUCUUGGAGGUCGAAACCGAACUUGUUUUCCUGUAAGAAUUCGUUCUCUUGAGUUAGAUCCUCUUCGUGUUGGUGAAGUUGUGCAAGCGUUUGAACUAGACGUUGGAACAGUUCCAGCCGAACUGCAGAAAGCUCUGGAAUAGUUGGCAUGGAGGCAUCACUGACAGCUUCGAGACUUGGAGGGAAUAGCUUGUUAGCUCGCAAAAAAUCGAGCUCUCGUGCCGCACAACUCUCAGCCGUUCGCUUGUCAUCAAGUAAGAGCGACAUUUUGUCAUGAAGCUGCUGGUAAACUUCAAUCCGACAAAAGGCUCCAUCUCCAACGU